This is a messenger RNA of Platichthys flesus (European flounder), 3565 nucleotides long. RefSeq names its product transmembrane protein 26-like. Lineage: Eukaryota; Metazoa; Chordata; Actinopteri; Pleuronectiformes; Pleuronectidae. The record is from RefSeq and is a predicted model, not a curated record. The coding region runs from base 1122 to 1928 and encodes 268 amino acids. The transcript has 6 exons.
CUACUGGCUCCUGACUUUCCUCUUUCUGCCGCUCGUCCUGGAAAUGAUCAUCACCCUGAAGAGGCGCAGGGGAGAGGACUACAAGUGGCGACCCCCAACCCCCUCCAGCCUGUAGGGACCCUGCAUCCUGCUCGUCGCCCUGCUGCUAUUGUCUAACCUCCCCCGGGACACUGAGGAGGGGUCCUGCCCCUUAACUUUUCAUUACUGGAACUCAACUUUCCACGUUUUUCCUCCAUGAACGAACUUCAUUUUCUGGACAUGUAACCUACAGCUAUUUUUUUUAAGUAUAACAUUUGAGAAGCACACGCCCGUGCAUGAAACAUUUACAAGAAACAGAUGUUUUGUACAGGAGCAUCCUGAUGUUUUAAAGUGAGGCAAUGAAAUAUGCAGCAGUGUGGCUGUGAAUGGUCACUUUUCUUAUUGAUGAAAUUACUUUCUCUGUUGUUAAAUAAGUACGAUGAGUCCAAAACAGCUUGUCAAGGAGAAAGUAUUCAAACAUUUGAGUAAAAGUACACUUAAAUUGAUAAAAAAGUACUCGAGUAGAAGUAGAAGUUCCACAUUAGACAGAUUGAUGGAGGGGGGAACGGGCGGACUGACAUAUAAAUGGACUUUAUUGAUAACAAACUGGAAAUUCCUAUUACUGCAGCAACACAUUAGCCCCAUUACACACACACACAAAAACAAGAUAAAAAAUAGAUGAAAUAUAUAGAAUGAAAAUAAAAAAUGUACAGAAUACAGUAUAAACAUAUACAAGGUUAAACUAAAACUCUUAUGUUACUUAAAUGUACUUAAGGUAAAGUAAAGUAAAAGUACUAGUGAGUAUAUCCUCCUCCCUGUAAUGCAACCAUCUCCUACAUCUCCAAGGCUGAGUCUGGAUCAGCGGAUCAGUUCACCCCUCGUUAUUGAUUACAUUCAUCCAUUAAAACGAGGUGAGCAUGCAGAGUAGAGACCACCGAUAGUUGUGUAGAGGAGUAAUGAUAAAAUUCUACUGAGUUGCGUUCAACCACUUCUCAUGUCAAUUUUAAGUUGACUCAUUCUGUCAGAUCCACAAAUAUAUCCUUAAAAAAUAUAUACCUCAUUUAUCGAGGGUCUUGCAUAUUCAUUAUUCAACGUUAAUUCCAAUGCAUCCGUAUGAAGUUUUGUUGAUGAGUCUGUGCUGGUUGUCUUGCAGGUUCUCUCCUCCGAUCUUCAUGUUCCUCAUCAGUAUCAUUCCAUCCAUCUGGCUCCUGGAGCUCCACACCCAGGACAGCGAGGCUCAGUGCAAAAAAGUUGACUCUGACAGUUUGCGCAGAACAUUCACGACGAACGACAGCCUCGGAAACUUCACACACCAGGACUACCUGGAGCUCAUAAACGAGAAGUUGUCAUCUUUCUGCCCCAACGAAUGGAUCCUGGCUCUCCAUCAGAUCCUGCUCAUCCUCCUCAUCGUGGGGAAGUGGCUUCUCCCCCUGGGGGGCGGAGUCACCCGGGACGAGCUCUCACAGCUUCUCCUGAUCUUCAUCGGCACGGCGGCGGACAUCCUUGAAUUUACGAGUGAGACGCUCUUGGACGUCAAAGACACAAAGAGUUCUGUGAUGGUCUACGUUAUUUUAGGUGUAUGGACUUGGAGCAUGUUGCAGUUCCCCUUACACUUGGCCGUGGUGAGCUCCAAGCCGGACAUCGAGAAUGAGCAGGGCGUCCAGGAGACGUCCCUCUUGACCAAACACAGCCGCGACGUGUGGAGCAUCAUGGAGGCCUUGUUCAUCCAGGACGGGCCCUUCCUGGUGGUCAGGCUCAUAGUCAUGAUCUACUCCAAAGUCUUCCACCAGAUGUUGGGUUUCUUCACCAUCAAGAACUUCCUGGUGGUCAUACUGAACCUGUACAGGCUGGCUGUGAUAUGCCAGGACUACCGACCCUCCAGCAGCAGCAGGGACACCGAUCUCCCGUGAGUCUUCAAUGAGAUCAAGGGGAAGACGGGACGGAGACAUGUCAAGUUUUGCACUCACAGUCGAUGGGAAACAAGCUAAGAGGAUGUGAAAAGCUGUGAAUAAUUGUCUUACACUUGCGAGGGGAUGAAGAUGUCAAGUUCAAACUCCUCUUGACUCGACUCAACUUGAAGCUCACACUAUACGUCAUUUAUCCUUUGACAGAAGAACUGAUGAGACAUUGAAAUCAAAGAAAUUCCCGGCAGUGGGGCAAGAAAGUUAAGAAGAAGAGGGAAGCAGAGCAUAACAGGAAAAGGAUGUGAGAGAAACCCUUUCUACGUUUAUGUGUAAACACAUUAUGCACAUUACUAAAGCAGCCAGCACUAUACACUGUAUGAAAGAAGUCCCAGAGCACAACAGGCUGCUUAUCAACGCGGCACUGCCAGUAAGUGAAGUAAUCUGCUGCUCGGACAAGGACUGGCCAGAUUUCUCACUGUGUGAUGCCCCGAGGACAGGAAGAGAGGAGGACAGAGAGAUAUACUCAAUGACACUGAUGCUGGACAGAGACUGAGAUUGGAGAACAGCUUUCCUCCCCCAUUUAUUUACUUUCUGUGUAUUUACUUCUGCACAGAUAAAUAACAGCACAUUCCAGAGUCCACUUGGUAAAUUGAGCUCAACACUGUUUACUUCCCUUACCAGCCAGAUAUUAGUGCUCCACUCCACUUUACUCAAAGAUCUUACAGUUGAAUUGAAAACAUAUAAAACCAAGGUUAUAAAGUAAUGAAAGAAAAAUACUGUCAUGUUACUGCUUUUAAUCCGUUGAAUACCUUUGGCUACCUGACAAACUUUCUCUGUUGGAAACUUAAAGUUGAAGCUGAUGAUGUGAUUUUCAAGUUUGCAUCUGUUUCUAAGCUUGAACCUUGUCCCUCUGCCCCUGUGAUGUUUACACUCAUCAUUACAUCCUGUUUGUUAAGGUUGAUGGUCUACUCUGACUCGAUUGGCUUUUAUAUAUUUUUUGUAACAAAGACCUCGUUGGGAUUCUUCCUUCUAACGGUGACUCUGUGAUGAUCUUUGGUUUUUAUUAUGAUCAAAGCUCCACAGUCCUGGCUGAGGACCACAGGUGACCACAUCUGUCGGAAAAACUCUUUAUCCUCUUUUAAAUCUCUCUGAAAGACACGUUUUAUAAGUGUCUUUCCUAAUCAUUAUUUCUUUUUUAUAAUGUUUUAUAUUAUCAUAUUUUUACUAAUCUUUAUUUCUGUAUCUCUGCUCUAAUGAUGUGUGACCUUCAAAUUACUUUUGAACUGUCUCCUAUUGUUUGCCUUGAAUUAUUUAAUGUUUAACCACUAUCGCCCCUUGUUACUUUAUUUUGAAAGUUGUUAAAUAGUAAAAUGUAUUAUACUAUAAUUUUGUAUCACUUUUUUUUGACUGAUUUUAUUCUAUGUGUUUUGCAUUUAAUUAUCAGAAUUUUUUUGAUUAUAUUUAAAUAAUUGUGCAUCGUUUGAAUGUUUUGUAUCUUUUAAGUCAUGUAUAUUGUUGCUCAUUAUUACUGUAAAUGAGGUUCAGCCCCUUAUAAUGUUAAUCACUGACUUUAUAAGGGAAGGUAUUAGUCACUGUUAAUGUGGCUGGACUUGAAGAAACCUAAAUAAAACAGUACAAAUCAU